GUUUAACUAAAAUUGAGUUGCUUCUUAAAAGUUUAUAUAAUGAUAAAAAUAUUAUAAAAAAUGUUGCAUUAAAAACUGUAUAUAAUAGUGCAAGAGACCAAAAUAGCAAAUUUAUUCAAGCUAUUUUUUGGGCAUAUUAUGCUUUUACUUUCUGA
Molecule: messenger RNA, 155 nt
Organism: Cetraspora pellucida
Lineage: Eukaryota; Fungi; Glomeromycota; Glomeromycetes; Diversisporales; Gigasporaceae
Source: the annotation of a GenBank genome assembly